Lactuca virosa is the source of this 772-nucleotide messenger RNA. Lineage: Eukaryota; Viridiplantae; Streptophyta; Magnoliopsida; Asterales; Asteraceae. The record is from the annotation of a GenBank genome assembly.
AUGUUUGUUGACUUUUUCUAUAAAAAACUUUAUGGAGAAGGUUCAUCACAAUUUAAGGCUAUUGAGAGUGCCCUUUAUGAACUUUAUGAUGAAUACAUGCAAGAUUCAAAAAAUGCAACCACAUUCGACUCGACAUCACAUCAAGGGAGCAUUGAAAACAUUAGACAAAGUAAUGUUGGGGGAGAUUCUAAUCAAAACAACAUUCUUGAGGAGUUUGACGAAUAUGAUAAUGAUGAUUCGGGUUCCAAUACCACAAGUCAAUUGCAUGUAUACCUUCUUGAGCCAAGACCUAAAAGAACUUUUUCUGUUAAUAUGCUUGACUUUUGGAAAGCCCAACAAUAUAGGUAUCCAAAAUUAGCUAAAUUAGCUAUGGAUAUACUUUCUGUUCCCGUUUCAACAGUAGCAUAUGAAUCGGCUUUUAGUCUUGGUGGAAGAAUUCUGAAUGAAUAUCGAAGUUCCAUGAAGCCUGAUGUGGUUGAAGCUUUAGUUUGUACUAGGGAUUGGUUGUUUAGAGAAAAAGUUGAUUUGAAUGUGGCUGUUGACAACCGAACUCAAAAUGUAAUGAAUUUGAACAUCAACGAAUUCAAUACGAAGGCUACAAAUUCCAACAUACUUUAGGUUGUCAUUUGAUCAUCUUGAAGAAGUCGAUGUUGGAGGAAGAAAUGGGAACUAUCGCAUUUGAUUUUUGGAUAUGUUUGAACAAUUACACUUUGCAUGAACGUGUUGAUUUUCAAUUUUAUUUGGAUGUUUAUGACUUUAUGUUGAAUGUUUA